AUCACAAAAAAUUGCAGAAAGAAAAAAACAUACUGUAAUAUUUUUAUGAGAAUAUGCGAUUAUAUGUCAGAACUAUGAAAGGGAAAGCAGUGCAUCAAAAGGGACACAAAAAAAGGCCUCCUCGGGGAGGAUACAUGCUUUUAUUGUGAAGGGGCGGCUUUGUCCUUCCUGUGUGUGUGUGUUGCGGGUGGAGGAGUGGAUAAAGCAGCGAUGUUCCUGCUGGUGGCCGAUCAGAGCUGACGGCCGGAGGGAGCGGAGCAGGAACUGACCAGCUCUCCGCGAUGUGGGUCAGCGUCCAGCCCCUGGACGCCCGGGGCCAGCGGCAGCUCAAGUCCCUGCUGCUCAUUUACCUCUUCGUCGUGAGCGCAGCCGGUGACUGUCCUAGUCCAGAUGUGGGAGAAAGCGUGGUCAUGUCCACUGAGUCACAACUGAUCAACGAUUUCACCGAAAAUGUCCAGGUCACUUUGGAGUGUGCCUUUGGAUAUAGGGCAGAAAGCGGUUCGGGAACCAUGACCUGUAUUGGGGACAAAUGGACUGACUCGGAUUUGAUCUGCGAGAAGAACGACUGCGGACUCCCCUUACCCCAGCCACACAUGAACUAUAACAUCAGCGAGGGUACUCUGUUUGGGGCCAAAGUUAAAGUCACUUGUGACAAAGGUUACAUGAUUUCUGGACCAAGCUUCAAGCAGUGCUUUGCUGAGGGGUGGUUUGGACGCACAAAAUGUCUCAUUGUUAUGUGCAAACAAGCACCGACUGUGGCAAAUGGCAAGAACUUAUGGAGUGCUCCAGUCAACCCGACAUAUGGAGCAGUGGUAGAAUACAGAUGUGAUGAUGGGUACACCCUCACGGGGAGUCCCACUAUCACGUGCGGUGAAAAUGGUGAAUACAGCUCAUACCCUCCGCUGUGCACA
Molecule: messenger RNA, 911 nt
Organism: Menidia menidia (Atlantic silverside)
Lineage: Eukaryota; Metazoa; Chordata; Actinopteri; Atheriniformes; Atherinopsidae
Source: the annotation of a GenBank genome assembly